AUGGCCCUUUGGCGCGAGGAAUACUUGUCCGCCCUAGCGGUUCGUGAUCAGGCUGAAAAGGCGAAUGUCGCAAUAUACGAUGCUUACACCCGUCUAGCGGAUCGUACAGGAGGCCGCCCAACGACCGCACCACCCGUGUCUUCGUCUUCCAGAGAGGCAUCACGGAAAGGUCCUCCGGGAGACCCGGCUUCUUCAUUGCCCGAAAUCCUUGCGGCCACUCGGGCGGAUCUCGCCGAAGCGCAGCGAUCUCGCUCGCAGCUCCAGGACCGAUUGACUCGUCUGAGCACCGAGGCCGAGAAGCUUCGCAAACGGAAUGCGCAAGACUCCCGACGCUUGCACGCUCUAGAAGGUGAACGGACACAUCUCCAACUGCGCCUGAAGGAUCGAGACGAAGAGUUGAAAGGCAAAGCCAAAUUACUCGAGGACUUUCAGGAUGAAAUGGCAACGCUCAAUCUUCAACUGAACAUGGCGGAAGAUAAGGUCGAUAAGCUAAAGAAAGAGAAUCAAGACCUUAUUGAUCGCUGGAUGGCUCGCAUGGGAAAGGAAGCGGAUGCUAUGAAUGAUGCGUCCAAGUUUGCCUAA
Messenger RNA from Penicilliopsis zonata CBS 506.65, 582 nucleotides. RefSeq lists its product as hypothetical. The transcript is spliced from 3 exons. The coding region runs from base 1 to 582 and encodes 193 amino acids. The record is from RefSeq and is a predicted model, not a curated record. NCBI's taxonomy places the organism in Eukaryota, Fungi, Ascomycota, Eurotiomycetes, Eurotiales, Aspergillaceae.